Messenger RNA from Prionailurus viverrinus (fishing cat), 1337 nucleotides. It is a transcript of the gene LMX1A, whose product is annotated as LIM homeobox transcription factor 1 alpha. Gene Ontology annotation, molecular function: DNA-binding transcription factor activity, RNA polymerase II-specific; RNA polymerase II transcription regulatory region sequence-specific DNA binding. The record is from RefSeq and is a predicted model, not a curated record. NCBI's taxonomy places the organism in Eukaryota, Metazoa, Chordata, Mammalia, Carnivora, Felidae. Gene Ontology annotation, cellular component: nucleus. Gene Ontology annotation, biological process: regulation of transcription by RNA polymerase II; neuron differentiation. The transcript has 9 exons. Bases 150 to 1298 code for a protein of 382 amino acids.
CGCUCGGGCUCCCUCCCGGCCGCGCCGGCCGCAGCGUCGAGGGCCUACGCCUCCCCCGGCCGGAGCUCCCCGCGGCGCCCGGCCGCUUCCUCCCGCCCCUGCGGCGGGGAGCGAGCUCGCCCACCAGGUCCUCCCGGCCCGGCCCGAACAUGCUGGACGGCCUGAAGAUGGAGGAGAACUUCCAAAGCGCCAUCGAGACUUCGGCGUCCUUUUCCUCGCUGCUGGGCAGAGCGGUGAGCCCCAAGUCUGUCUGCGAGGGCUGUCAACGGGUCAUCUCGGACAGGUUUCUGCUGCGGCUCAACGACAGCUUCUGGCAUGAGCAGUGCGUGCAGUGCGCCUCCUGCAAAGAGCCCCUGGAGACCACCUGCUUCUACCGGGACAAGAAGCUCUACUGCAAGUAUGACUACGAGAAGCUGUUUGCUGUCAAAUGUGGGGGCUGCUUCGAGGCCAUCGCGCCCAAUGAGUUCGUCAUGCGGGCCCAGAAGAGCGUGUACCACCUGAGCUGCUUCUGCUGCUGUGUCUGUGAGCGGCAGCUCCAGAAGGGCGAUGAGUUUGUCCUGAAGGAGGGGCAGCUGCUCUGCAAAGGGGACUAUGAGAAGGAGCGGGAGCUACUGAGCCUGGUGAGCCCAGCGGCGUCAGACUCAGGCAAAAGUGAUGAUGAAGAAAGUCUCUGCAAGUCAGUCCAUGGCGCAGGGAAAGGAGCCACUGAAGAUGGCAAGGACCAUAAGCGCCCCAAACGUCCUAGAACCAUCUUGACCACCCAACAGAGGAGAGCAUUCAAAGCCUCAUUUGAAGUUUCCUCCAAGCCGUGCAGGAAGGUGAGGGAGACCCUGGCCGCAGAGACAGGGCUGAGCGUCCGUGUCGUCCAGGUGUGGUUCCAGAACCAGAGAGCUAAGAUGAAGAAGCUGGCCAGGCGACAGCAGCAGCAACAGCAGGACCAGCAGAACACCCAGAGGCUGAGUUCCGCUCAAACAAAUGGCGGUGGGAACGCUGGGAUGGAAGGGAUCAUGAACCCCUACACGGCUCUGCCCACCCCACAGCAGCUCCUGGCCAUCGAGCAGAGCGUCUACAGCUCAGACCCCUUCCGACAGGGCCUCACCCCCCCUCAGAUGCCGGGAGACCACAUGCACCCAUACGGUGCGGAGCCCCUUUUCCACGACCUGGAUAGUGACGACACCUCCCUCAGUAACCUGGGUGACUGUUUCCUAGCAACCUCAGAAGCUGGGCCCCUGCAGUCCAGAGUGGGAAACCCCAUUGACCACCUGUACUCGAUGCAGAAUUCUUACUUUACCUCUUGAGUCUUCCCCUCGAGUUCUGUGGCUGGGCUGCCACACGGA